Molecule: messenger RNA, 159 nt
Organism: Lymnaea stagnalis (great pond snail)
Lineage: Eukaryota; Metazoa; Mollusca; Gastropoda; Lymnaeidae
Source: the annotation of a GenBank genome assembly
CAGUUGUUUGCAUCUCGAGACCAAGCUACAGUCAAAGCAUUUGGCCAUCUUGUAGACCGAACAUCAAAACGAGAGAAUAAAAUUGAUGAAGUUGCCGUUAAGCUCCAGGGAGAGCUUGAUUCUUUAUCUGACUUUCUUGAUAAUAUAGCCAUGCGUCGC